GACGGCCCGACGCACGGCGCGCUGACUCGCCUCGCCCGGCUUCCCCUGCACCCACGGCUCUCCCUCCCACCUCUUCUUCUUCCUCCUCUCCUCGCCCUUUAAAAGCUCCGGCCGUCCAAGCUUUCACCCCACUUCACACCACAAGUCACGCAGCCCUCUCCCUCUCCCUCCUCCCUUGGUUCCCGUCCCUGCUCUCCUUUCUUUUUUCUCGCCUUCCUUGCUGUUCAGGAACUCGCCUGCUCUGCUCGAUCGCCCUGCGCUUGGUUCUCGGCGCGCGUGAGAGCUCAGAAGCGUGUCCUUUUCGCUUCCGUUUGAUCCUAUCUUCGCCAAUCCAGUCGAAGCUCGUUGCUUGCUUGGUCCCAAAGGGAGGAGAAAUUAAAGAUCGAGGAGAAACGGCGCCGGCGUAAGAUUCCGGGUCGAGGGCGGCCAUGGCCAUGGUUGGUGCUCUGUUCCUGUCCACGAGCGCCGCCGUGCCAUCCGCUUGACUGACCAAUCAUCGUCGUCUCCGUCCGCGCUUGGUACCCCAGCUGAACUCGCGCCUCCCUCGACCAUUCGCCGUCGGAACAAGAUAGAGGAGAGAGAGAGAGCUGGUGGCAGAAGCUCUUCGCGGCUGCGGGGAACUGGUCCCGGAGAAAUGCGGCAGAUCUCGUCGCUGCUGCAGGGCCUGGCCCGGUCGCUGUCGGUGGGGAGGGACAGGAGAGGGGACGGCGCCGGCGCCGGCGACGGGAAGGCCGCCGCGCCGGCGGUGCUGAGGACGUCGGGGACGGUGUGGGGCGAGGGCUCGGAGACGUUCGCCGCCGUGUGCUCGCGCCGCGGCGAGAAGGGCACCAACCAGGACUGCUCCAUCGUCUGGGAGAUAUCGUGUCCGUUGCAGGGAUUCGGGUGCCAGGAGGACACCAUCUUCUGCGGCAUCUUCGACGGGCACGGCCCGUGGGGCCACUACGUGGCCAAGGCCGUGCGCGACGCGCUGCCGCCGUCGCUGCUGUGCCACUGGCAGGAGGCCCUCACGCUGGCGUCGCUCAUCGACGGCGAGAAGAAGCUCGGCGACUGCCGGUUCGACCUCUGGAAGCAGUCCUACGUGGCCGCCUGCGCUGCCGUCGACGACGAGCUCCGCCGCAGCCGCCGCCUCGACGCCGUCUACAGCGGCUCCACCGCGCUGUCCGUCGUCAAGCAGGGCGACCUCCUGGUCGUCGCCAACGUCGGCGACUCCCGGGCCGUCCUGGGCACCUUCACGUCCGACGGCGGCGCCCUCGCCGCCGUCCAGCUCACCGUCGACUUCAAGCCCAACCUGCCUCAGGAGAAGGAGCGCAUCCGGCGGUGCAACGGCCAGGUGUACUGCCUCGCCGAUGAGCCCGGCGUGUACCGCGUGUGGCAGCCCAGCCGGGACUCGCCGGGGCUCGCCAUGUCGCGCGCCUUCGGCGACUACUCCGUUAAGGACUACGGCGUCAUCUCGGCGCCGGAGGUGACGCAGAGGAAGAUCGGCAGCCGGGACCAGUUCGUCAUCCUCGCCACCGACGGGGUCUGGGACGUGCUGUCGAACGAGGAGGCGGUGCAGAUCGUGGCGGCGACGCCGGACAGGGGGAAGGCGGCCAAGCGGCUGGUGGAGUGCGCCGUCCGCGCGUGGAGGCGCCGCCGCCGGGGCAUCGCCGUCGACGACUGCUCGGCGAUCUGCCUCUUCUUCCACUCGCCGCCGUCGUAGGGGGGGCGGGCGCCGCACGGCACGUAGACCGGCCUCCAUCGACGUCAAGGAGACACCGAGAUGCACAUCUCGAGACCACGAUCGUCGUGCCCGUCGCGUUCGUGGUUGGGAGCGCACUUGUCGCCGUCCACGAUUCAGAACGUGCAGCUUUGUCGCAUGAUCGCGACACUGCAGCAGCUGGUGGAUGACCAAACAAAAAAAAUCCCGGCUUUCACACCGGGCUUGUAAAAAUGUACGAGAACGAACACCAGCCACCAGAAAAGGGGAGAGAAAGAUGCAUUUUGUCCUCA
Molecule: messenger RNA, 1989 nt
Organism: Panicum virgatum (switchgrass)
Lineage: Eukaryota; Viridiplantae; Streptophyta; Magnoliopsida; Poales; Poaceae
Product: probable protein phosphatase 2C 48
Exons: 3
Coding region: 635-1699 (354 amino acids)
Biological process (GO): protein dephosphorylation
Molecular function (GO): protein serine/threonine phosphatase activity
Source: RefSeq, a predicted model, not a curated record